AUGGCAGGUGCGGUGUACCUUGGACAGGCCCCUGUGGAUUUAGACAUAUAUCAAAGCUCCUACACUGUCGACUAUAAACCCUACAGGAAAUAUAAAUAUGCCAGGGUCACCCUGGAAGAGCAAGCAAAGCUGGAUGCCCAACUCUGGCACAAAGAGUUUUACAGACCCACCCCCAGCCCCAACCCCAAGCUAGAAGUUGGAUGCCCUGCCUUCAAAAGACCCCACAUGACCGCCAAAGACCUGGGGGAACCUGGCUUCUUUCCACCACAGGACCACGUGGCCCCAGCAGAGAACAAAUGAGGGUUCAUCAGCACCUGUCCUUCCACGUACCCAGCAUCGCACGCCCUGUACCUGGCCCACUGCGAUCCCAACCAGAUUCACCAGAGUGCCGACUUCCCCUGCCUGCUGGAGCCCGAGUGCCAGCCUGCUGCAGAGGUGGGCAAAGGCUAUUUUCUGCUGCCUGGCUGUGCCUGUCCUUAUCACUGAAGAGUCAAAGUCCCCAUCCUGAACCGAUGGGGGCCCUUGAUGCCAUUUUACCAGUAG
Hippopotamus amphibius kiboko is the source of this 543-nucleotide messenger RNA. It is a transcript of the gene SPMIP9, whose product is annotated as sperm microtubule inner protein 9. The transcript has 3 exons. NCBI's taxonomy places the organism in Eukaryota, Metazoa, Chordata, Mammalia, Artiodactyla, Hippopotamidae. The record is from RefSeq and is a predicted model, not a curated record. Gene Ontology annotation, cellular component: cytoplasm.